Molecule: messenger RNA, 1984 nt
Organism: Aphanomyces astaci
Lineage: Eukaryota; Oomycota; Saprolegniomycetes; Saprolegniales; Verrucalvaceae
Exons: 14
Coding region: 22-1635 (537 amino acids)
Biological process (GO): RNA processing
Molecular function (GO): protein binding
Source: RefSeq, a predicted model, not a curated record
CCAAAUAUAGCCCGCCUCGUCAUGACCACUACCAUGGUCGCCGUAGCCCCAGGCAACAUGGAACUGGUACAGCAGAUUCACGACAAGUAUUUCAGUCGCAUGCAAAACGACGUUACAUGUCAAUCCUUGUCAAGGUACGCUCAAGUCCUGUUGAUGAGCAACCGAGCAGACGAAGCCGGCGCGUUCUUUGAAGCGUCGAUGGCGCAGUGUCCGCACCACCUCGACGACGCAUUUGUCCUGCGCGACCACGACGAGUGUGUGAACACUCUGGCGCAUUACGCGUUCUUCGUUGAGCAUCACCGCCACAACUGGGUCCAAGCCAAACGCAUUUACGAACGCAUUUUGGCCAACCACCCGACCCACCCCCACGCCCUCGGAAACUACGCCAUGCUUGUGCACAAAAUGAACAGCGCCACCAAGGCACACGAGACCAACAACGCCGUGGUUCACCAUGCGUACAACGUCGCGAUUCGCGAGUUCCCGGCCCAUGGUAGUGUCUUGUGUAAGUAUGCCGGGCUGCUCGUGCAGGAGAACAACGUGGCGCUGGCCGAAACGUACUACACCCAAGCGGCCAGCACCAGCCCCACGAGCCCAGACAUUCUCGGGAACUAUGCCAUGUUCUUGCACGCGAUCAAGCAAGACCACCCGGCGGCCGAAGAAAUGUACAUUGCCGCCAUUCAGUUGGAUCCACUCCACGCCAACAACUUGGGCAAUUACGCCUUCUUCCUCGGGUCUGUAUGCCACAACCCCCAGGACGCGGAAGUCUUCUACAAGCGGUCGUUAACAUGCAACCGCCACCAUGCCACCAAUUGGUUCAACUAUGGGAUGCUGUUGUGGAGGGAGCUCAAGCACACUGACAAUGCGGAGCAGUGUUUUCAACAUGCGUUGGCCCUCCAACCCCACCACGCCCCCGCAGCGUUAAACUACGCCCGAAUGCUCGAUGCGGAGUGCGGCCACGCGGCGCUGGCCGACGCGUAUUUUGCGCAAGCCAUCGACGCCGACGAUCAAAACAGCGACGCGUACUUGGACUAUGCCAGCUUUCUCUUUCGCGAACAUAGACCCCUCGAGGCGGAGCGGAUGUACCAAACAGCGCACGCCCUCGCGCCCUCCAACACCAACGCCACGUACAACUUGGCCAAGGUGCUGCUCCUGCACAUGGAAAGCCCGAGCUACGACAUCAACCGAAGUGCCACCGAUACUAGUCAAGUCGAAGUGUUGUUUCAAGACCUGAUACGACUGUGCCCUUGCAAGACGACGCUCGUGGCAGACAUCGCCACCCACUUGGCGAAACACCAGUGCUGCGCGCCGUCCGACGUGUUCGACAAGGCGUUUGCCGUCGCGGCGCUAACAGUCAAAGUGUCGGUAGCCAAGGGGCUGUUUCAUCAAGUCAUGGAGCAUCACGCCGCCAAAGCCGAAGCAUGCUACAAACGAGCUAUCUUUCUCGACAAGACGGACGUGGACGCUGUGACAGUGUAUGCCAAGUUUCUCGUCAAAGUCAAGAAAGAUCGAAAAGCAGCCGACUCGCUCGUUCGCAAAGCCAUCGCGGCCAUCGAUGCCGCCGCAGCCAAAGGCGACGGCGGCGAUGUUCGAGUCGAACUCAGGGCCAAAUUGCUAACGUUGCUGCGACAGGAGUAAGAAUAGGUGUCUGGCUCCGUUGGAUGGAUACUGAAACCACAUAAUAUGUAUUGCCUGCCUGCGCUACACUUGGCCAAAAGUAUGGCGUAGUAAAAAAUACAUUCAAGUUCGAACUUGUGGAAUCAAAUCAUCCAAGCAGCCCCCCGACGACCGCGCGACGUGUACGAAGUUGGCGACGCCUCCCCCAGACCAUCUACCGCCCCACACCUGGUUACCCUCCUCUACUACGUAUACCUCGGCCUGGAUCUCGCCUUUGAGCCGGCCGAUUCCCCAGGCCAAUUCACAUCUAUUAUAGUGUAGCGUUUUCUAAGUUACUAGUAUCAGUAAUACAUCUCCCCCAAAUAAACAA